Molecule: messenger RNA, 9894 nt
Organism: Entelurus aequoreus (snake pipefish)
Lineage: Eukaryota; Metazoa; Chordata; Actinopteri; Syngnathiformes; Syngnathidae
Gene: scn1lab
Product: sodium channel, voltage-gated, type I like, alpha b
Exons: 27
Coding region: 502-6534 (2010 amino acids)
Biological process (GO): neuronal action potential; sodium ion transmembrane transport; membrane depolarization during action potential
Cellular component (GO): plasma membrane; axon; voltage-gated sodium channel complex
Molecular function (GO): voltage-gated sodium channel activity
Source: RefSeq, a predicted model, not a curated record
UGGUACUCAAGAGAUUUAUUAAUCGUUCUCGUUGAUUAUACAAACUGUGGUAAUCCCACAUUUGAUAAUUUAUGAUUGUUUUAAUUUAUUUUACGAAUUGAUAUGUUUUCUCUCAAAGCUGUUGGGCAAUUGUGGUAGUGAAAAUGCCUUUUUCCUCCAGCUGACAACAAGUGUCGUCCUGAGGAGUGCCUGUUGCUGGAGGACAGUGCAGCCACCGCCACCAUUGCACCUCCAUGAUGCCCAACCGGCCGGAAGUGGACAAGAUUGAUUUCUCCUCGGCAGCCAAGGGAGGCUAAAAAAUUACUAAACAAGGACAAGACAACGCAGAAAAGCAGACGACACGUCCAUUCUUUCUUUUUUAAAGGCGAGGUGUCUGAAAAUGUUGACAUUUGUCAUGUCCGUCAAUCCUGUGGCAGAAAACGCCAACUAUUCUCUCGGCAAUGGGAUGCUCCCUACCCCAAUUGAGCCUCUGUCGAAUCCUUAAAGGAGCAGGAUGAUAAGAUGGCCCAGCUACUGGUACCGCCAGGUCCUGACAGCUUCCGGCCCUUUGUCCCAGAGUCACUGGCUGCCAUUGAAAGGCGCAUCGCUGAAGAGCAGGUCCGGCGACCACGGGCAGAACGUCGCAGUGAUAGCGACGAUGAAAAUGGGCCUAAGCCAAACAGUGACUUGGAGGCAGGGAAGUCACUUCCCUUCAUCUAUGGGGAUAUUCCUUCAGGUCUGGGGUCCACUCCUCUGGAGGACAUGGACAGCUUCUACAGCAAUCAGAAGACUUUUAUAGUAUUGAAUCAUGGAAAGGCAAUCUUUCGUUUCAACGCCACUCCUGCCUUGUAUAUCUUGAGCCCCUUCAACCCUCUGAGGAGGAUAGCUAUCAAAGUUUUAGUACACUCCAUGUUCAGCAUGUUGAUCAUGUUCACCAUCCUAACCAACUGUGCUUUUAUGACCCUAAGUAACCCUCCGGAAUGGGCCAAGAAUGUAGAAUACACAUUCACAGGGAUUUACACCUUUGAGUCUCUCAUAAAGAUCCUGGCCAGAGGGUUCUGUAUGGGAAAAUUCACUUUCCUGCGUGACCCAUGGAACUGGCUGGACUUUAGUGUCAUCCUAAUGGCGUAUAUAACAGAGUUUGUAAACCUCGGGAACGUUUCAGCUCUGCGCACAUUCAGAGUACUGAGAGCUUUGAAAACUAUCUCAGUGAUACCAGGUUUGAAGACCAUUGUCGGAGCAUUGAUCCAGUCAGUUAAAAAGCUGUCGGAUGUAAUGAUCCUGACAGUGUUCUGCCUCAGCGUGUUUGCUCUCAUCGGCCUCCAGCUCUUCAUGGGUAACCUGAGGCAGAAAUGUGUGCGCUUGCCGAUUGCUAUCAACUCCACCAACAGCAGCAAUGCUGUUGACGACGACAUGCUAAUUUUCGACAGCAACCUGGCAGCAGAAGUAAACAACACAUUCUUGAACAGCACAGGGAGCAACUUCAACUGGACAGAGUACAUCAGUAAUGAGCGUAAUUACUAUUACCUCCCUGGUAGCAAGGACGCUCUGCUUUGUGGAAAUGGCAUCGGGGCUGGGCUUUGUCCAGAAGGCUAUAUAUGUGUCAAAGCGGGUCGUAAUCCUAACUAUGGAUACACAAGCUUUGACACCUUUGGCUGGGCUUUCCUGUCUUUGUUCCGUCUCAUGACCCAGGACUACUGGGAAAACCUCUACCAGCAGACAUUGCGCGCGGCAGGGAAGCCCUACAUGGUCUUCUUUGUGCUGGUUAUCUUCCUGGGAUCCUUCUACCUUGUCAAUUUGAUUUUGGCUGUUGUGGCCAUGGCUUAUGAUGAGCAGAACCAGGCCACAAUUGAGGAGGGUCAGCAGAAGGAGGAGGAGUUCCAGGCAAUGCUGGAGCAGCUGAAGAGACAGCAAGAGGAAGCACAGGUUGCUGCGGCAACAACAAUGGAGAGCAGGGAGUACAGCGGGAGGGUAGGCCCCGGGGGCGCCACCUCUGAGUCCUCAUCUGUGACAUCCAAGCUCAGCUCCAAAAGUGCAAAAGAGCGACGCAACAGGCGGAAGAAAAGGAAGCAGAGGGAAGAAGAGGAGGAGGAGAGGGGGACUUGCGACAAGUUCCACAAGUCUCAUUCUGAGGACAGCAUCAAGAGAUCCUUCCGCUUCUCCAUUGAUGCCAAUCGACUUUCUUAUGAGAAGAGAUGCUCCUCACCCAAUCAGUCUCUGCUCAGUAUACGUGGAUCACUCUUCUCACCGCAGAGGACCAGCCAAGCCAGCCUAUUCAGCUUCCGUGGGAGAGCACGGGACAUGGGCUCCGAAAACAAUUUUGCGGACGACGAGCACAGCACCCUUGAAGAGAGUGACAGUCGGCGGGGUUCCCUGUUUUUGCCGCAACGCGGCGAACGCCGUUGUAGCGCCAUUAGCCAGACAAGCCUCAGAGUGCCUCGGGUCUUGCUUCCUGCCAAUGGAAAGAUGCACUGUGCAGUGGACUGCAAUGGAGUGGUCUCGCUGGUUGGUGUUACAUCUGUAACUACCUCCCCUGAUACAACUACAGACACUGAGGUGAAGAAACGGCGCUCAGUUGAUUAUUUAGCUGAACCAGGAGGCAGGCAAAGGGCCAUGAGUGUGGCCAGCAUCCUCACCAACACCAUGGAAGAACUCGAAGAGUCAAGACAAAAAUGCCCUCCCUGCUGGUAUCGAUUUGCCAACACUUGUUUGAUCUGGAAUUGUUGCCCAGCCUGGCUUCAAAUUAAGGACUUUGUCAACAUGGUGGUCAUGGACCCAUUUGUUGAUCUGACUAUCACGAUUUGCAUCGUCCUAAAUACCCUUUUCAUGGCCAUGGAGCAUUACCCCAUGACUGACGAAUUUGACGAUGUCCUUUCAGUCGGAAACCUGGUAUUCACUGGAAUUUUUACAGCAGAGAUGUGCCUCAAAGUCAUAGCCCUUGAUCCUUACUAUUACUUCCAGGAGGGCUGGAACAUUUUUGAUGGCAUUAUUGUUAGUUUGAGCCUGAUGGAGCUGGGUUUGGCCAAAGUAGAUGGGCUGUCUGUGCUCAGAUCCUUCCGCCUGCUCAGAGUAUUCAAACUGGCUAAGUCAUGGCCAACACUGAACAUGCUGAUCAAGAUCAUCGGUAACUCAGUUGGGGCUCUGGGGAACUUGACCCUGGUGCUCGCCAUCAUUGUCUUCAUCUUUGCCGUGGUAGGAAUGCAGCUUUUUGGAAAAAGCUACAAGGAGUGUGUCUGUAAGAUAAAUGAUGAAUGUCAGCUACCCCGCUGGCACAUGCACGAUUUCUUCCAUUCCUUCCUCAUUGUGUUCCGGGUGCUUUGUGGAGAGUGGAUAGAGACUAUGUGGGACUGUAUGGAAGUGGCGGGACCCACAAUGUGUCUGAUUGUCUUCAUGAUGGUCAUGGUCAUCGGAAACCUGGUGGUUCUAAACCUGUUCUUAGCUCUGCUUCUGAGCUCAUUCAGCGCUGACAACUUGGCAGCAACUGACGAAGACAGCGAGAUGAAUAACUUGCAGGUGGCUGUGGGUCGAAUCCAGCGCGGCAUCGCCUUUUUCAAAUCUGCUAUCCGGCAGUUCCUCCAGAGCCUGUGCUUUGGAGGGGCUGGCAAGGGCUGUAGCAUCCCUGAUGAGAGCAAACCCCUGGAAGAACGACACAGCAAUGGAAAGGGAAACUGCAUCACCAAUCACACAGCAGUGGAAAUUACCAAAGAUCCCGGUGGGAUGUACAGGACAGCUGAGGGUAACGGGCGACCAGGAGGAGGCCUGAUCGUCGGAGUCAUGGUUGACGAGGACAGCCCAGAAAAGUACUCUUUAGACAAAUGUGACUACAUGUCCUUUAUUCACAACCCAAGUCUGACAGUCACAGUGCCAAUUGCAGUGGGUGAGUCCGACUUUGAGAAUCUUAACACGGAGGACAUAAGCAGCGAUUCAUCCGAUGUGGAGGGAAGCAAAGAGAAGCUUGAUGUAGAGCCCAAACCUCUCAGUUCUUCAGAAGGCAGCACCGUGGAUAUUGGUCCCCCAGGAGACGGGGUUGAUUCAGUGGAAUUAGAGCCAGAAGAGUCCCUGGACCCAGAGGCCUGUUUCACUGAGGGAUGUGUACGCAGAUUCCAGUGCUGCCAGGUCAACGAGGAAGGAGACAGGUUUAAGAGCUGGUGGACUCUCAGAAAAACCUGUUUUAUCAUAGUGGAGCACAACUGGUUUGAAUCUUUUAUCAUAUUCAUGAUCCUUCUCAGUAGUGGAGCACUGGCCUUUGAGGACAUAUACAUUGAACAGAGGAGGACUAUUAAAACGAUGCUUGAGUAUGCAGACAAAGUCUUCACCUAUAUCUUCAUCCUGGAGAUGCUGUUGAAGUGGGUGGCCUACGGCUUUGUCAAGUAUUUCACCAAUGCGUGGUGCUGGCUUGACUUCCUCAUUGUUGAUGUGUCUCUGAUCAGCCUUGUGGCCAAUGCUCUGGGCUAUUCUGAGCUUACUGCCAUCAAGUCUUUAAGGACACUGCGAGCCCUACGACCACUGCGAGCCUUGUCUAGAUUUGAGGGCAUGAGGGUUGUGGUGAACGCACUACUGGGGGCCAUCCCCUCCAUCAUGAAUGUCCUGCUGGUCUGCCUCAUCUUCUGGCUAAUCUUCAGCAUUAUGGGAGUCAACUUGUUUGCAGGGAAGUACUACUACUGCGUCAACACCACCACUGAUGUGGUCUUCCCCAUUGACGUGGUCAACAACAUGUCUGACUGCCUGAAUUUGGUCAAUGACAGCGCCCGGUGGAAGAAUGUUAAAAUCAACUUUGACAACGUUGGUGCUGGCUAUCUGGCACUGUUGCAAGUGGCAACAUUUAAGGGCUGGAUGGACAUUAUGUAUGCAGCUGUGGACUCUCGUGAUCUGGAGCAUCAGCCCAAAUAUGAAGAGAACUUGUACAUGUACCUGUACUUCGUCAUCUUUAUCAUCUUUGGAUCCUUUUUUACCCUCAACCUGUUCAUUGGCGUGAUUAUUGACAACUUCAACCAGCAGAAAAAAAAGUUUGGAGGGCAAGAUAUCUUCAUGACAGAGGAGCAGAAAAAAUAUUACAAUGCUAUGAAGAAGCUCGGGUCUAAGAAACCACAAAAACCUAUUCCUCGGCCAACAAAUGCUUUCCAAGGCUGCGUGUUCGACUGCAUAACAAAGCAGGCUUUUGACAUUGUUAUAAUGAUCCUCAUCUGCCUUAAUAUGGUGACCAUGAUGGUAGAGACGGACGACCAGACCCCAGAGAUGGACACCAUUCUCUACUGGAUCAACCUGGUUUUCAUUGUACUCUUCACAGGGGAGUGUAUACUGAAGAUGAUCUCCCUGCGUCACUAUUACUUCACAAUAGGCUGGAAUGUAUUUGAUUUUGUGGUGGUAAUCCUGUCAAUUGUAGGUAUGUUUUUGUCUGAAGUCAUCGAGAAAUACUUUGUGUCCCCGACAUUAUUUCGAGUGAUCCGUCUGGCCAGAAUUGGACGUAUUCUCCGCCUUAUCAAAGGGGCCAAGGGCAUUCGGACACUUCUCUUUGCAUUGAUGAUGUCACUUCCUGCCCUAUUCAACAUUGGCCUUCUGCUCUUUUUGGUCAUGUUCAUCUAUGCCAUUUUUGGCAUGUCAAACUUUGCCUAUGUGAAGCACGAGUCCGGAAUCGACGACAUGUUCAACUUCGAGACCUUUGGAAACAGUAUGAUCUGUUUGUUCCAGAUCACUACCUCAGCUGGGUGGGAUGGUCUGCUGGCACCCAUCCUGAACAAGAGGGAGCCUGACUGCAACAGCCAAAUGGAGCAUCCAGGGAACACUUACAAAGGCAACUGUGGCAACCCAUCAGUGGCCAUCUUGUUUUUUGUCAGCUACAUCAUCAUCUGCUUUCUCAUUGUGGUCAACAUGUACAUUGCCGUCAUUCUAGAGAACUUCAGCGUGGCCACAGAAGAGAGCGCAGAGCCACUAAGUGAGGACGACUUUGAGAUGUUUUACGAAGUGUGGGAGCGCUUUGACCCCGAUGCCACACAGUUUAUGGAGUACAGCAAGCUCUCUGACUUUGCCGAUGCGCUGGAUCCACCCCUGCGUAUGCCCAAGCCUAACAUGAUUCAGCUCAUCUCUAUGGACUUGCCAAUGGUCAGUGGUGAGCGCAUACACUGCCUCGACAUCCUCUUUGCCUUCACCAAACGAGUACUUGGUGAAGGCGGUGAGAUGGAUGUGUUACGCGGACAGAUGGAGGAGCGCUUUAUGGCCUCUAACCCCUCGAAGGUGUCGUAUGAGCCCAUCACCACGACGCUCCGUCGCAAGCAGGAGGACAUGUCCGCCGUUAUCAUCCAGAAAGCAUUCCGCCGCUACAUGAUUUGCAUGACCAUGAAGAAGGCUUCGGCCCUCUACAAAGAGCAGUUAAAAGAGGGCUUACGAGACCCCGAUAAGGACGUAAUGGUCAUCAGCAAAUACCAUGAGAACUCCACCUCGGACAAAACAGACAUGACUCCCUCUACUGCCUCCCCGCCGUCUUACAAUAGUGUAACAAAGUCUGACAAAGACAAGUAUGAGAAAAAGAACAAAGUUAAAGACUUGAAAGAUAUAUAGAUUUUCCGCCCAAAUGUUUACAUCUUCUAAUGGAGGUAGUCAUGUCUUUGAGUGCUUGUGGUUAGGAGUAGGUGGAUUUCCUCAAGUCGAGGAGGGCAAGUACAGGUAUGUGAGUUUACAGAGAAUUUCCGACAUCUCUGAAGGGACCGAACCAUUCCUAAGACCCUAAAAAGACUCCUGCAAAAUCUUGUAAUUUCUCAUUUGGUCAGUUGGUUGGUUGGUUUUACUAACUGAAAUGCUUCACUGUACUGCUAUUUUGUCUGUAGCCAGUGCUGCUGCUGCUGCUACAGUGGAACCCGUUUAACUCACAUUAAGAUAAGCGGUUAUCGACAUGACCAAACCGGAAACUAGCCAUUGUUUGCACAUUUCCUUUGACUUUGUCCAGAGAUAAAAGGAGAAUAGGAGAUAAACGAUUUUUCAACCUAUACCAGUUUGUUCACAUGGUUUUCUUCCAUUUGUGCAUAUUUUAUGUAGAUUCUUGUGUUUUUGUAUGUGAUAUUUUAUACUCUUAGUCAGUUAGGAUAGGCUCCAGCCUACCCGCGACCCUAGUGCGGUAUAGAAAAUGGUUGGAUGGCUCUAACAGAGCCUACGAAGAGAUGGCGAUUUGUGCAGGGUGUACUCUGCCUUCAGCCCGAGGGCAGCUAGGAUAGGCUUCAGGCUCCCCAUGAACCCGAAAGGGACAAGUAGUUGAAAAUGGAUGGAUGGAUGGAUGGAUGGAUCUAAUAGAGCUAUUGUAGUAAUUCGGUUGUACAGUAUGUCAUACAUGCGCAAAUCUUUCUUCUGGUGGCUAACAAUAUAAGAAAAAAUAUAAAUGGGUGCAUUUUGUUCGUUACUGGGGUAGAAUUCAGGUUAAUACUGCAUUGCUUUUACUUUGAAGCUUUGCACUUAACAGGAAGUCACUGUGUGUAUGUUUCAAUGCUGUGUAACUAGACAGUUGGUAUGUUGCUGAUGAAGUUCACAAUACUGCCAACUGUCAACCUCAACAGACUGAUUUUUCAUAGAAAUGACUGAAGUGGUGGACCAGGACAUAUAACAAGUUGGUUGACAUGAAUCGGGACCGACUUAAACGGGCUCCACUGUACUAUAAAUCCAGUGUCUUGAAUUGAAAAAUGUGUGGAAUACUCUGAGUACACAGCUUGUAUUCUUAUUUUUGAAGAAGAUGGUGGCACAUCUUAGCGAGAAUGUAGAGUCUUUUCUUUACUCAUUGUCUCAUUCAGAAUGUUAUAACUUGCCGACAAAGUUAAUGCUGGAAAUUAUACGCUUCUCUUCUGCAGUGGUGAGUGCCAGAAUACACUUAAUCCAGUAUAGGGGGUCCAAAGAGUCAGUGCCCACCACCAUAUUUAACCUAAGACUCACUCAGUGUCAGAACAGUUGACCCUACAGAAGAUGGGGUUAAUCUUGAGCCAUAUUUGAUCGCAUCCCUGUUACACCAAAAGCCGACUGGAGUGAAGUAUAGAAGCCGAUUUCCACACGCUGCCCUGAAUUUUUACUUCCCACAGUGGGUACAGUACAUUAUUUUGUGUCUUGAUAUUCAAGAUACGGGUGGUGAAAGUUGACAGUCCACUGUGCUGAUGGAGCACUGCCCUGACUUUGUCAAAUACCCCAGGCAUUCUAAAGUAGAACCAUGAAUAGAGUUAGAGAUACAAAUCUACAGUACUGUUGCCUUUUGCAUUGAAUGGUACAAAAAUCCAUUUACUGAAUGUACAUUACAGGGCCCACCCACACACUCCAUUAGUUGGCAACAGAAACUGUAAGGACUGUACUGUACAAAAGUAGGUUCUGGGAUACAUUCUUGGCUCGGACCUCUGUGUGGAGUUUCUUCCCAUGCUAGCAUGGCUUAACUCCUGUAACACUGCGUUCCUCCCACUCCCGCAUUCCAAAAACAUCCAUUUUAGGCUAAUUGGAAACUCAAAAUUUUCCGUGGGUGUGAAAGUGAGUGUGAAGGCUUGUUUCUAUAUGUGUGUCCUGUCAUGAACCAGUCCAGGGUGUAUGUCGCCUCGCACAAAAAGCCAGCUGGGAUAGACUCAAGCCCACUUCUGACCCUAAACAAUAUAAAAAAUUAAUGAACAGCAUAAUUUGUUGGUUUUUUUUACAGUACUUCGAGAAAAAGUGACCAAGGCCAAUUAUUCACAGUCGUAAAAGUAUAGCAAAAUAAAAAUACUAGUGCUGUGUCUCAAUUAGUAUGCUUCUCGAAUUUGCACUUACUCUUUUAAGUGCCUUCACAAGAUGUUGCACUCAAAACUGUCAAAAUGGUGGAUGUGAAAUGAUAAACAUAGCACUUCAAAAGAGUUUAAAAAAUGUAUACAAAUAAAAUUAAAAUAGAAGAAAGUAAUAUAUAAUUCGUCAUUUUCUAAGUAUACAAUAAAUAAAAAGCUGGCAGAUACGUUAUGGGGCGAGGCAAGUGUUGAUGAUAAAGCUCCAUCAAGUAGUUGCAAUUCACCAUGAAAGAGGAGAGAAGAGGAUCUGAAUAAAUAUUUGCAAUUGCUUUUUCUAGGUAGUGUGCACUACACUGUCAACAUUUGAGAAUUCAGGAAGUAAGUACCCAAUGUACAGAGUAUUGAAGUAUACAGAUGGAAUGGAAAUAUUCCAUUUGAGACACAGCUUAUCAGUCCAAUACUGAAAUGUGGCAUGGCACUUCUAAUGGGCAAAUAAUUAUACUGGCCAUUAUUACAGGAAAUAUAUGGUGCCUCAAAUUGGCAAAUAAUUAAAAGAGUAAUCCCAUGUGCAGCUGGGAUAGGCUCCAGCAUGUUAACAAAAUGGUGCUAAAAAACAAGCGACAUUAGAUUAAUAGAUCUGAAUCCUAAACAUAAACUUGGCUUAAAGUGGAUUUUGGCCCUGCGAGAAAAUAAACUUUAAUAAAGUUAUCUUCUUAAAUAUUUUCUGUCCCCUGCACAAUAAAUACACAACUUUUCCAAAGGAAGACAAAUGUUUAUUUCAAAUAAGUGCUUUGUUGUAGUACAUUGUAAAUAAACAUAACUAUUUUUCUCGUACUUUCAUGAAAUGUAAAGGCACUGUUUGUUUUGUGUGUGUGUGUGAGAGGAUGUUGGAUGUAUACAUUUUUACCGUAGUAAAGUGAUCCACCAGUCUUCAGGUUUAGUUUUCUGCAUAUAAUAAAACAAUGGUAUGUAGAUACAAACUACUUCACGCCUGGUCGCCGUCACUAAUUGCUUGUAUGGUGUUUUUGGUGAAGUGCAUGCAGGAAGUGACGCAGCACACGUGGUCUUAUUGUUUCAAAAACCAAAUUAAUAAAAUUACAUAUUUUUCCUAAGUCUUCUCUUUUUCCAAGAACAUGCUACAUGUGAUGAUGUCAACUUGCUUUAUCUUGUUUAAUCAAGGGUGUGACGGGAAAAAUGCACUCCA